AUGACGACCCCGACGGCAGCCCGACCCAUUGUCAACUUCAUCACCGGCAACGCCAACAAGCUGGGCGAAGUCAAGGCGAUUCUGGAGCCGGCCAUCCAAGUCGAGAGCCGGUCGCUCGACCUGAUCGAGAUCCAGGGGACUCUCGAGGAGGUAACGCUCGACAAGUGCCGGCGGGCUGCCGACCUGAUCGGAGGCCCCGUUCUGGUGGAAGACACAUGCCUGUGCUUCAACGCGCUGAACGGCCUGCCGGGGCCGUACAUAAAAUGGUUCAUGAAAUCCAUCGGCCACGCGGGCCUCAACAACCUGCUGGCGGCCUACGAGGACAAGUCGGCCCGGGCCGUCUGCACGUUCGCCUACUCGGCCGGGCCGGGCCACGAGCCGAUCCUCUUCCAGGGGAUCACGGAGGGGAAGAUCGUGCCGGCGAGGGGGGCCGGGAAUUUCGGCUGGGAUCCGGUGUUUGAGUACGAGGGCAAGACUUAUGCCGAGAUGGACAAGGCCGAAAAGAACAAGAUUUCGCACCGCGGGCGGGCGCUGGCAAAACUCCAGGAAUGGUUUGCGAAGCAAAUGACGGCUUGA
Thermothielavioides terrestris NRRL 8126 is the source of this 576-nucleotide messenger RNA. RefSeq lists its product as uncharacterized. Bases 1 to 576 code for a protein of 191 amino acids. Gene Ontology annotation, molecular function: nucleoside triphosphate diphosphatase activity. Lineage: Eukaryota; Fungi; Ascomycota; Sordariomycetes; Sordariales; Chaetomiaceae. Gene Ontology annotation, biological process: nucleoside triphosphate catabolic process. Gene Ontology annotation, cellular component: cytoplasm. The record is from RefSeq and is a predicted model, not a curated record. The transcript has 5 exons.